This is a messenger RNA of Phragmites australis (common reed), 417 nucleotides long. RefSeq lists its product as uncharacterized. Bases 1 to 417 code for a protein of 138 amino acids. NCBI's taxonomy places the organism in Eukaryota, Viridiplantae, Streptophyta, Magnoliopsida, Poales, Poaceae. The record is from RefSeq and is a predicted model, not a curated record. The transcript is spliced from 2 exons.
AUGAACUCUUCAGAUUCGGAGGAAAUGCUAAUGUUCUCCUCGGAUUCGAGUGACGAAGAGGAGCUGCUUUUGCUUCUCGCCAUCGAGGAGGAACAAGCAACAGCAGCGUGUCGUAGCCGUCAGCGUGGGUCUGUGCCAGGCCAUGCGGUCAUAGACCGUCAGCACCGCAAAGGUGCUGCUAAGCUCUACAACGACUACUUCGUCGACAACCCUGUGCACGGUGAUGUCCUGUUCCGACGGAGGUUUCGUAUGACGCGACGUUUGUUCUUGCGUAUUGCGGCCACUGUGGAGCAGCAUGACGCAUGGUUCCGGCAGAGCAGGGAUGCAACCGGGAAACUCGGCCUUAGCCCGUUGCAAAAAAUGACAGCGGCGAUCCGGCAACUAGCAUACGGCGUCAAUUCCGAUUCAGUUGACUAG